Messenger RNA from Ustilaginoidea virens, 2220 nucleotides. RefSeq lists its product as uncharacterized. The record is from RefSeq and is a predicted model, not a curated record. Gene Ontology annotation, molecular function: protein-macromolecule adaptor activity; protein binding. Gene Ontology annotation, biological process: proteasome-mediated ubiquitin-dependent protein catabolic process. The transcript is spliced from 3 exons. Bases 1 to 2220 code for a protein of 739 amino acids. NCBI's taxonomy places the organism in Eukaryota, Fungi, Ascomycota, Sordariomycetes, Hypocreales, Clavicipitaceae. Gene Ontology annotation, cellular component: nucleus.
AUGCAUCAUCAUCAUGCCUCUUCCGGCCCCGAGGCAUGGCUGUCCAGUCCAACCACCACGCCCUCCUCGCCCGCAAUAAAUCCUUUUCCGUCACCGACUCGAAGCUGCCGCCGCAAGGAGAAGCGUAACCCGUCAGUCACGCCAAGGAGGUUCGGUCGUUUCUUUACGCCACGCUCGGCUCUGCCCUUGGAGAACCGAACGACUCUCGGGCUCCUCAGUGCGUCCGCUACAAACAGACAACCCAUAUCCCCACAGUCCUUGGCCGACGACCCGCUCAGCUCGGAUCCGAUAUGCCCUUCGUCGCCUCUAGACGGCAUGGAAUACCUCGAUGGCUCUGGUGACAAGAGGAAGAGGUGUGAACGAACCCAGCCAGCCGUCAAGAGACGACGCGGGCUGGUCGUGGAUGAUAUGGCACCUCCGCCUCUGCGUUUGCCGACCGCAAGAAGCUUCCACAUGUCGCGGGAUGGCCAUGUGCAAAUGACGGAGACCCGCGUUGAACCGGAGCCGACAGAUGAUCUUGACGACAGGCGAAGAGCUACCUUGAGUCACUUCUUCAAAGCUAGCCGCAGUGGUGGUGGAGUUGGUUCGAAAGCACAGUCGUUUCCUGCGGCACCCAGUGUUCAACCAUCGGAGCUGAAAACAAACCUGACGUUGGAAGGCUACCAGCCAAGACCCAUCCGCAAGUUCCGAAACCGCGGCUUUGAGGCCCAGCUCCUAGACCGCGAGCACGGCUUCUCCGCUCACACUGGGAGGCGCCACCUCGCUUACCCGGCCGGCGAUGCCAGGAUGCACACCGCUUCGUUCUGCAGCCGAAGCCAUGACGUUCAUCAAUGCACCUCAUAUGACGGCCAGGGCAACACGAUCCCGUUCAGUCUCGCGAGCUGCCACGGCGCUCCAGUCACUGCCAUUGGUGACGAGCAAGGCUACGUGCGGCUCUUCAACACGGAGACAUCCGACAGUCGCGUAGAGUCCAAGGUUGAUGCCUACGUCAAGGUUCACGACAACGCCAUUAUGGACCUGGACUUUUCCCACGACGACCUGCGACUAGCGACUGCCUGCGGGGACCGAUGCGGCAAGGUUGUUGACGUCGUCACGCAGACUGUGGCUGUUGAGCUGGCCGGGGGUCACUGGGACUCUCUGCGGCAGGUUGCUUUCCAGCCCGGCAGCGCAAACGGCAACGCCCUGGCCACGUCGGACCGAGCCGGGCGGGUUCAGAUCUGGGACCUGCGCUGCUCUUCAAUGCCCACAAACUGCUUCUCCGCCGCCGCCGCCCUGUUCGGCAGGGGGAGCCGGAACACGAUGCUGGACCCCUUUGCGGGCAAAACCGUCAACACCAUGGACAACGCCCACGAACGCACGAUCCAAGGCAUCACGUCGUCGGCGUCGGUGACGGCCAUCAAGUGGCUGCCGGCCGGGCGGGAGCACCUGUUGCUGACCGCGUCGGAAGCCAACGCCAGCAUCAAGCUGUGGGACACGCGGUACGUCAAGCCGCGACGCCAAGCCGAGGAGACGCCCCUCGCGGUGACGCAGCAGCCGGCGUCGCACGCGUGGCGCUCGUACGGCAUCACGUCGCUCGCCCUCGGCACCGACGCCGCGCGCCUGUACGCGGUGUGCAAGGACAGCACCGUGUACGCCUACUCGACGGCGCACCUGAUGCUGGGCCGCGCCCCCGAGCUCGAGGACGGCGCGGCCAAGCGCAAGCCCGGCGGGGCCGAGGGCCUGGGGCCCCUGUACGGGCUCAAGCACGACAUGUUCCGCGCGUCGUCGUUUUACGUCAAGUGCUCCCUGCGGGCCAGCACCGGCGUCAACGACCACCAGCCGGAGCUCUUGGCCGUCGGCAGCACCGACUGCUGCGCGGUGCUCUUCCCCACCGACGAGCGCCGCAUGGGCUCCGCGUGGGCCAAGCAGGCGCACGAGCAGCAGCCGGUCGGCGGGCCUGGGCCUGGACCUGGGCCUGGGCCUGGGCCGUCGUCGCCCCUGGCCAUCUACCGGUCGGGCACGGCCCUGGUGCAAGGGCACAGCCGCGAGGUGACGACGCUGAGCUGGUCGUACGACGGCAAGCUCGUCACCGCCUCGGACGACUACAUUGUCCGGCAGUGGCAGUCGGACGGGGACACGGCUCGGCACCUGCGCCAGGUCGGCGACUUUGGGGGGGAGCGACACAUGGCCGGCUGGGCAGAAGCGGGCGGUGGUGACUGGGACGCGGACGACGACGAAUGA